AUGCAGGUGCCGGUUAAAGCAGUGUUAAAGCAGCACGUCACACUCACAGCCGAGAACCGGCACAGUCAGAUGAUUCGCGUUGUUUCCAGGGUGAAAGUCUGUCAAUGCUGUAGCAACUUUCAGGCAAUGGUGUUGGCAGUGUCCGUGGCUUUGCUAAGCGGGCAGUGCGUGUCCGUUGAAGUCACAGACGAGGCGUCCAUAAACGAAGUACGGCAAGUUGCACAGGCGAAGAUGGGGCGCACCUUGAUUGCCUUGCUUUCACCUUUUGGGGUACAACUGGAUCCCAUCAGCACUGUUGCCCAAAGCGGCUUGCAAGACGGAACUGUCCUGGGUGCCAUCGCAAAGGCUGGUCCCAAGCUACAGCAUGUAUUUGCCUCGAUGCAAGCCUUUGCAGCCUUGAGGAGCGACAGAAGGGUUGUCACCUGGGGUAAGGCAUCCCAUGGCGGAGAUAGCCGACACCUGGCGCAAAAGCUUGUGGAUGUCCGAGAAAUAUAUUCCACAGAGGCCGCAUUUGCGGCGGUUUUGGGUGACCGGACCGUGGUGACUUGGGGCCAUCAGGAGCAAGGUGGCGACUGCAGAGAAAUCGCAGAUGAGCUCGUCCAAGUUCGUGACAUUGCAGCCUCUGGAAAGGCAUUUGCAGCCGUGCGUUACGAUGGCACGGUCGUGAGCUGGGGACAUCCUGAGUAUGGAGGUGAUAGCUCAGCAGUGAAGGACCGAU
This is a messenger RNA of Symbiodinium natans, 718 nucleotides long. The record is from the annotation of a GenBank genome assembly. Lineage: Eukaryota; Dinophyceae; Suessiales; Symbiodiniaceae.